Molecule: messenger RNA, 1022 nt
Organism: Diatraea saccharalis (sugarcane borer)
Lineage: Eukaryota; Metazoa; Arthropoda; Insecta; Lepidoptera; Crambidae
Source: the annotation of a GenBank genome assembly
AUUUUGACGUAUGAACAUGUGAACAGUUGCCAAAUCGCCUAUGCAACUGUCUAUCGCGAAUAACGUCCAUCGCUACAAUGCCAACGAUAAAAUAAUGUGGAUUAAAUGAUAAUAUAGAGUACUGUACAAUCUUAUCGAAUUUAAGUAAGCCUAAUCUUCGUAGUACCUUCAAUACAACUUCUUCAUUUGCCGUAACUAAAAACCGAAUGUGGGUUAAGUAGCAAAUACAGCAAUGUUUUCGCGAUUCGUGGUGUCGCAAGUUAAGCACAACUCUUACUUCCUGGUGGGUGUGGUGCUUGGGUUAUGGCUAGCGUUAGUAGCAGUGCCAUUAGAAGAGGCUCCUGUUGCUUGUCCGGUCACCGAAGCGCCUAACUCUGAUGAGUUUGAGCCACACAGAGAGGCGCGCCCACUCGGGCCUGCAGGCCCUGCUGCAGGACGCAGCGUGCAACGUCCAAGAUACUACAUCACUGAACUGGGCAUGAGAGGGUCCCUCAUGUCCGGUGUGUUGUCUUCGGAAGAAGCUCUGUCCACCCGCACCGCGGCCCUGAACGCCACAGCGGCGCGGCUGCAGCCCCUGCGCGUGUUCAUCGCCGCAGCGGCCGGCACCGCGCCUCCGCGGCCCAACGUGGUGGCCUUCACCGACACGCGCGAAAUGCUCAAACCGUUCCACGCGCUCAAGUAUCUCGCCGACAACUACCUCGAAGAGUUCGACUUCUUUUUCCUCGUGUCUGACACGUCGUUCGUGAACGCGAGACGUCUCCGCGAUCUGGUCGGGAAGCUGAGCGUCAGUCGGGACGUAUACAUGGGGACGGUGGCCGAAGACGACAGCCAUUACUGUACACUGGAGGGUGGUAUUCUGUUGUCCAACUCCGUGCUGCGCGCGGUGCACGGCGAGCUGGACUGGUGCGUGCGCAACUCGUACUCGGCGCACCACCACGAGAACAUCGGCCGCUGCGUGCUGCACGCGGCCCACAUCCGCUGCCACUCCACGCUGCAGGUUCUAUGAUGAUUUGCCAUGUUUU